Molecule: messenger RNA, 1969 nt
Organism: Prorocentrum cordatum
Lineage: Eukaryota; Dinophyceae; Prorocentrales; Prorocentraceae
Source: the annotation of a GenBank genome assembly
GACGUAUAUGCAGGAACAAGAAGAAGAGACGACGUUCGAGGCGGAGGACGACGCCGUCGUGGAUCUCUUCGAGACCGAGUUCAGUGAGUCCGAGGCGGAUGGCUUCCUGAUAUCGUUGGAUCAGCAGGACCUCACGGAGGAUGGGGCCUAUCAUGUCUUUGCCCAAUUCGUGGAGACCAAGCGCAAGCGCACCUGGAAAGAGUCGAAGGACAUGAAGAAUGCUCGUCGCAUAGUUCGAGACUUCUUCGACAGACGUCGCGGCAAGAAAAUUGGCAAAAGUGAAUUAAAGAAAAGAUCCAGAUGCACGAACUGCGGGCAGAAGGGCCGCUGGAAAGAGGACUGCCGCAACCCUUACAGGUCAAAGGAGGACAGGCUUGAGGAGGGGAGCAAGCCGCAGUCGAAGCCGGACAAGACCAACAGUUUCUACUUCAACGUGCGCGGCUUCGACGGCCCCACCUGCCUCGCAGUGCCCGAGGGCGAGUUCCAGACGUGCGCCGAGGAUCUGAUCGGCGGCGCGUGGCUACCCGACGACGCCGAGCAGCUCGAGCUCGUCUUGGCCGGGGUCUCGCGGGAGCUGACCUUGGACAACCUGAUGGACUGCGCUCUCGUGGACACUGCUGCGGGAUCAGCCUUGGUAGGAGAGACGAAUCUCGAGGAGCACAGGAAGGCCCUGAACCGCAUCGGCUACGAAGUUCACGCGUCCUACGACGUGGCUGAUCUUCCUCCGGCGUGCGGAGUUGGAGGCAAAGUCAAGCCGUUUUUAGAGUUUCUCAAGGCCAAGGUAGACAUGAGCAUGGGCGCGAUGUCGGUCGGGGCCGGCGAUGGUCGUCGAGAACUGGAGCUGCGUCGCCUGCCAUCAGGGCAUCGUGCAGUAUCUCUGGUGGGAUGUCUGCCCGAGGAUUUCAAGGUCAGUGACGACCUCGCCAAGCGCUUCCCGCCCUUCAUCAUUCAGGGACCUCGCUCACUGUCGGCUCUGCGGCGCCGGGCGAGCAAGGUGGUGAGCGGCCUCUCUCAGGUCGAGGAGGAGGGCAGCUCGGAUCUCGAGAUGGCCGAGAACUGGGAGGAGAUGCCAGACCCGUGGCGCGACGCGGAGCUCCAGCAUCUGGUGUACGACGAGAUGCUCGAUCCAGUGGACAAGGAGAUGUUCUUCGAGGGCCGCUACAUCAUCGAGAAGGCUGCCAUGGCCUGGCGCCGCGUCUCUCUCAAGACGAUCGUGUUCCUCAACGUGUGCGCCAGCUCGCGGAUCAUGACCGCGCUGUCGCCGGUGGUGGGCCCGAACCAGUUCGAGGGCGAGGGCCCCAACGUGACUCCGGACACGUGCGAGCAUCCAGUACAUCGCCACCGCUCCGGCCAGAAUGGAGUCGCUCACUACUGCCAUUGCGAGGUGUGCAAGACCCGUCUCUGGAUCCGCCGCGAGACCCCUCAGGAGAUCUUCGAGGCAGCUCAGGCUCGUGGCCGUCGGGACAAGGAGCGCAAAUACCACGAGGCCAUCAAGAUGCAGGCCGAGAUACUUGCCCAGAGAGCCAAGCUGGAUAUCAAGAUGGAGCCGGAGCCGCAGCCGCGCGAGCCAGCCUACCGCAUCCGCCCGGUGCCGAUCUCGAGGACUUUCGGGGCAGUCCCCAAGGUCAAGGCCCCCAAGGCUCAGGCAGGGGACCUGGAGGUGAUCGACGAGGCCCCUCCGUGCACUUCCUACUCGACGGCCCGCGCGACGGCGGUGAAGUCACCUCCGGCAGAUCCUCACUUGGUCGGGUGCAAGUCACCACCGAAGACUCCGUCGAGCGGGGCGUGGGUCAGGAUGCUCGAGCCGCCUCCCUCGGCGAGGAUCACGCGCGCGGACGUCAGCAGCAUGAUGGACAGCAUCAGGAACGUGCUUGCUCAGGAGCGCCAGGGAGUGCAGGAGAUCCGCGAGGCGAUCAUCGAGGAGGUGCGCACCGAGAACGUGAGGGCCAUGGAGGAGGCGAUGCGUAAG